Messenger RNA from Clunio marinus, 576 nucleotides. NCBI's taxonomy places the organism in Eukaryota, Metazoa, Arthropoda, Insecta, Diptera, Chironomidae. The record is from the annotation of a GenBank genome assembly.
AUGUUAGUGUCAAAGACGGAACACAACAUGGAUCGGAACAUUGAAAUUGUACUGAAAUCUUCAGGGGAAAAUUCAUUUUCUCGUUUGGAACUCGACUUUUCGGCAAAAAAUGGAGAAGUGAAAGUUUCCGUAACUCAAUCUGAGAAAACAAAGCAGAUGCUAAACAAUAACGAGGAAUCUGAGAGCAUUGAAGAAUGCGAAAUCGAGAUUUUUGUCAAGUUUAACUUUGAUUACCAAGCGACAUCGUUUCAUGUCAAACCAUCGACUUUGAUAGAAGAUCUCAAAGACAUGAUUCAAGUUGUAAAGAAAAUUCCAUCGCACUUUCAAAUUUUAAGAUAUGAUGGAAGAGUUCUUAUGAACGGAUUUUCACUAAGUGAAGCCAAUGUCAAAGAUAAGUCAAUUAUCACUGGAAGAAGGGAGAUUGCUAACAAGUGUCCUAAAAUAUUUCAAUACGAUUUCUAAAUUUGAUCUUUUAAGUUUUUGUAAUAUUCAAAGUUGAAGUAUUUUUGUAAUAAUUUUUUGCCUAAUGGCCUUGAUCUAAUAAAAGCAAAAGUGGAAGACUAUAAGAAAUUUUAA